Molecule: messenger RNA, 648 nt
Organism: Symbiodinium sp. CCMP2456
Lineage: Eukaryota; Dinophyceae; Suessiales; Symbiodiniaceae
Source: the annotation of a GenBank genome assembly
AUGCCCGCUCCUGCAAAGGGAGUGCAAGUGAAGAAACUGGUGACCAAGCUUCCGGAGUCAUGGGAAGAGCACCAGGAUAAUUCCGGCCGCACCUACUACUGGAACUCUGUGACAGGCCAGUCACAAUGGUUCCCGCCGCCUUUGGCAGCCAAAAGUGCCGAAACCGUGCGGAGCUUGAUUAUCCAGCACAAUUUCAAGGCCGCUGACAAAGAUGGAAGUGGCACCAUCAGUAAGUCCGAGUUGGGCUUAAUGUUGCGACGCAUAACUCCAGACAUGUCUCUCAAAGAGGUGGAGGACAUGCACAAGUCCAUGGAUAAGGAUAUGGAUGGCAAGGUCAGCUUUGCAGAGUUUAACACCUGGAUAAUGGCUGACAAACAGAAAAAGCUGGCGGAAAGGCUCACGAAAAACGUGUCCUCGCCUGCCAAUGCAGUUUCUGCAACUUUCCGGAUCUGGGAUACGGAUGGCAGCGGCAAGCUAACCGAAGCCGAAGUAACAAGCGUGCUGCAAAAGGCAAUACCCCACAUCACCAGCGAGUGUCUGCAAACCAUUUUCGGUGAGUUGGAUUCGGACAGGAGCGGUUGCGUCGACAUGGAAGAAUUUGUUGCAUUUCUCUACGGCGGUGCUGGAGCCAAGGCAUCCUUGGACAAG